Messenger RNA from Paramecium sonneborni, 504 nucleotides. The record is from the annotation of a GenBank genome assembly. Lineage: Eukaryota; Ciliophora; Oligohymenophorea; Peniculida; Parameciidae.
CAUCUAAAAAUAAUGUUUUUACAAAAUGAUUCAAAUUUUUUCAUAAAACCAAAUGCAAUAGUAAAAUUGUAUAGACAAAUAAAACCAAAGACAGUUGAUACAGAGAAGAAGAGAAUAAAUUACAUAUAGAAUGAUAAAAAGCAAUAAAUGAAUAUUUUACAUUUUUCAAAGCCAAUGUUAUUAUUGGAUGUUCCUGAGGAGAGUAGAUCAAUAAGAAAUCCCAAUUAAACAUGUAGAAGUAGCAUAGGAUUUGGAAGAACUGGAAAUAGAAGGAGACAUUUAUUGACAUCUUAAAAAGAAUCACGUCUUGGUUAUAAGAUAUUGCACUAUUAGGAAAAUGAAGUACCAUAUGAGAUACAUAGUUAAAUGCCAAUAUCAUAAAUAAAUCCAAAAUUUAUAAUAUAAUAGAAAUAAGGUUGUGGAAUGAACCGACUGCCUAAUUUUAAAUUAUAAUUAUUCAAUUAAUUACCUGGAUUAAGAUAACAAUUGGAAUAAUAAUAUUGA